AUGGCCGAUGGUAAACUUACUUUGCCUCUGGUUGAUGUUCCCCCAACCAAAAAAGACAAAGAAAGCCCAGAUUAUUGUAUCUAUCACAAAGCCACCAGACACCCUACUAGGGACUAUUGGACUUUGAAAAGCAUCUUCAAAAAGAAAGUUGUUGCGAAUGAGCUGAAGUUCAAUGACAUCGGUAACCAUGAUCUAGGGUUGAGCCAAGCCACCAGGUUGGAAGUAACAAAGGCCCUCAUCAACAUCUCUGAAGUGCACCAUACUAAAGCUGUUGAGGCUAAGGAGUAUGUGCCUCGACGCAUCCAGGAAGAUUAUGGGGCCAUUACCUUUUCAGAGGCAGACAGAGCAUAUCCAUUUCCUCAUAACCGUCCUCUUUUUGUCACAGCUUACAUCAAUGACGCAGAGUUCGAGCGUGCUUUCCUUGAUGGCGGAGCAUCCAUAAACAUCAUCACUACCGACACCUUUGCGAAGGCCGGUAUCCCAGAGUCCAGGAUGGUACGUCAACCCAUUACUGUGACGGGUUUUGGUGGUGAGAAAAAAGUCACUAAGGGCCAUGUUGUAGUGGACUUAGCAGUUGACGAGAUCCGCUCCGCAACUAAGUUCCACGUGAUUAAAGUGGACACAAAUUACCACAUGAUACUUGGCAGAGCUUGGAUGCACCGAUAUGGGGCUAUCCCGUCGAGUUAUUACCAAUGCAUGAAGGCAAAGUUGAGGAAGCACACAGUGACCAUAAAUGCAUCUGAAAAACCAUUUGGAGUAGAGGAGGCACACUAUUCUGAUGCAGUUUUGUUCACUGAGCUGUCAACGGAUGAAAUUCCAAGGACUGGUAAAGUUGCAAGGGUAAAAUUACCGAAGUGA
Molecule: messenger RNA, 858 nt
Organism: Camellia sinensis
Lineage: Eukaryota; Viridiplantae; Streptophyta; Magnoliopsida; Ericales; Theaceae
Source: RefSeq, a predicted model, not a curated record